This is a messenger RNA of Oreochromis aureus, 5269 nucleotides long. RefSeq names its product scavenger receptor cysteine-rich type 1 protein M130-like. The transcript has 10 exons. Lineage: Eukaryota; Metazoa; Chordata; Actinopteri; Cichliformes; Cichlidae. Gene Ontology annotation, cellular component: membrane. The record is from RefSeq and is a predicted model, not a curated record. The coding region runs from base 90 to 2432 and encodes 780 amino acids.
UCACAUCUGACUGUGUUCAUUCUGGAUCUCCUCUGCGGGAAUGUGCAACGCAGAGUUACAUUUUAUCAUCCAUCCUGCAUCUCACCUGCAUGGACUCUGUCAGGCUGCUGAAUGGUUCCAGUCUGUGUUCAGGCAGACUGGAGGUGAAGUCUAACCAGAGAUGGUCCUCAGUGUGUGAAGCUGACUUUGACCGGCAGGAUGCAGAGGUGUUCUGUAGGGAGCUCGGCUGUGGGCCUCCUUUGGUCCUCCAGGGGGCGCUCUAUGGAGAAGUGGAGGCUCCAGUGUGGAGCAAAGAGUUCCAGUGUGGAGGCCAUGAGUCUGCUCUCCUGGACUGUAGAAGCUCAGGCUCAGCUCGAAACAGCUGCUCACCUGGCAAAGCUGUUGGACUCACCUGCUCAGAACCUUUUAGGUUGGAGGGAGGAGCCCAUCGCUGUGCAGGUACACUGAACGUGAAAAAUCUUGGAUAUUGGAGACCAGUUUGUUACAAUGACUGGAACCUGAAGGCAGCAGCUAUUUUGUGUGAACAUCUGGACUGUGGCUCUGCUGUUUCUGUGAAGCUCCAUAAGUCAUCAGUGAAAUCUGUCUGGAGGAUCAAACCUGACUGCUUUACAACUGGAUCUGCUCUGUGGGAAUGUGCAACAUCAGAUUAUUCAUGGCACAUCCUGAAUCUUACCUGUUCAGACUCUGUUAGGCUGCUGAAUGGUUCCAGUCUGUGUUCAGGCAGACUGGAGGUGAAGUCUAACCAGAGCUGGUCCUCAGUGUGUGAAGCUGACUUUGACCAGCAGGAUGCAGAGGUGGUCUGUAGGGAGCUCGGCUGUGGGCCUCCUUCGGUCCUCCAGGGGGCACUCUAUGGAGAAGUGGAGGCUCCAGUGUGGAGCAAAGAGUUCCAGUGCGGAGGCCAUGAGUCUGCUCUCCUGGACUGUAGAAGCUCAGGCUCAGCUAGAAACAGCUGCUCACCUGGCAAAGCUGUUGGACUCACCUGCUCAGAGCCCGAUGAUGUCAGAUUGGUGGGAGGAGCCAGUCGCUGUGAAGGAACUUUAGAAGUGAAAAAUCUUGGAGAGUGGAGAUCAGUGCAUGAUUCUCACUGGACCCUGAGAGAUGCAGUUGUUCUCUGUGAACAUCUGGAUUGCGGCUUUCCUGUUUCACUACAGCGGAGUCAAGAGUCCUCAAUGAAAUCUGUGUGGAGGAUCAAACCUGACUGUGUUCAGUCUGGAACUCCUCUGGGAGAGUGUGCCACAUCAGAUUAUGAUAUCUCCAUCCUGAAUCUUGCCUGCUCACACUCUGUCAGGCUGCUGAAUGGUUCCAGUCUGUGUUCAGGCAGACUGGAGGUGAAGUCUAACCAGAGCUGGUCCUCAGUGUGUGAAGCUGACUUUGACCAGCAGGAUGCAGAGGUGGUCUGUAGGGAGCUCGGCUGUGGGCCUCCUUCGGUCCUCCAGGGGGCGCUCUAUGGAGAAGUGGAGGCUCCAGUGUGGAGCAAAGAGUUCCAGUGUGGAGGCCAUGAGUCUGCUCUCCUGGACUGUAGAAGCUCAGGCUCAGCUAGAAACAGCUGCUCACCUGGCAAAGCUGUUGGACUCACCUGCUCAGAACCUUUUAGGUUGGAGGGAGGAGCCAGUCGCUGUGCAGGAACAGUGGAAGUGAAAUAUCUUGGAGAGUGGAGACGAGUGGGUUUCUUUGGCUGGUCCUUGAAGGAAGCUGCUUUUGCCUGUGAACAUCUGAACUGUGGCCUUCCAAUUUUUGUAGGGAAGCAAACCCACAAAAUCUUAGACAGAAGUGUGUUGUAUGUGAAACCUGACUGUGUUCAGCCUGGAUCUGCUAUGAGGGAUUGUGUGACAUCAGCUUAUACGAUCUACAACCUCGAUCUCACCUGCUCAGACCUGCUGGCUCAGCCAAUCAUCUCGGUGUCCUCCACUGACGGGGUCUCCAUGGCCCCACAGCAGGGGCUUCAGGUAUACAGGGGCUCUAACUUCACCAUCAGCUGCUCUAUCCAGCCACAGUACCCAGGGGGCUCGUUCCAGCUCACCUUUACCUCCUCCAGCACAGCAUACAGCUACAGCCAGCCAGCUGUCAAUCACUCUGCCCAUUUCCUGGUCCCUGCUGCAGAGCCCGCGCAUCAAGGAAACUACAGCUGUGUUUAUCACGUCUACAUUUCUUCUCGUGAUUUCUCCUCUGAGAGCCGCCUGCUGCCUGUCACUGUGUCAGCUCCAACAGAUUUCACAGUUCUUAUCACGAUGCUCGUCCUGCCGCUGACUCUGCUGCUGGUGAUCACUGCCCUUUAUUUCUACUGUCAGGCCAGCAGGGGGCAGAAAUCCAGCAGACGGGAGAACACUGAGCUGCUUGAGUGUAAUCAGGGUGUUUGUGAGGCUGAAGGAACGCCAGCUGCAAAUAAAGGAGCUCAGGAGGACCUCCAAGAAGCUCAUCCUUCAUCCACAUAAAUUUAUCGGCUGAUGUGACUGACCAUCAGCUAAAGACACACACUCCAUACAUCAAUUCAUUCUCUGCUGCUUGUCUGGAGGCUGGGUUACAGUGGCAGCAACUUAAGCAGAGAAGCCCAGACUUCCCUCUCUCCAGCCACAUCCUCCAGUUUAUCCAGGGGAAUACCAAAGCGUUUCUAGGCCAGCUGAGAGACAGCUGAGAUAAUCUCUCCAGCAUGUGCUCUGUGUACCUCGGGAACUCGAGGGUACACACAUGCCCAGAACACCUGGUGGUUCAGGCAGCCCGGUCAGAUGCUGAACUACCUCAACUGCCUGCUUUCGAUGUUGAGGAGUACCAGCUGUACUUUCACAAACAUCCUCCUAAAUAACUGAACUUCUCAUCUUAUCUGUAAAGGAUAGGUCAGUCCCCAUUCUUUCAGUCUACCCACAAUUUGUAACUAUAGCUGAGGUUCGUAACAGAGAUCAACCAGUAAAUCAACAGUUUCGCUUUUGCACUCAGCUCUCUUUUUACCACAACAAGCCAAUACAGCAUCCUAAUAACUGCAAUUUGCCCCAAGCUUUCUGUCAUCUCCCCUCACUCAUAAACCUGAUGUCCUUAAACUCCUACACCUGUGGCAGCAACUCAUCCCUGACCCAGAGUGAGUUCUCCACCCUUUCAUGGCAAAGGACCAUGGCCUCCGACUUGGAGAUGCUAAUUCUCAUUCCUGCCACUCUACACUCAGCUCCUCCAGUGUGAGCUGGAGGCCACCAAAGAUGAAAUCCUAAUGCCAGUUCCACCGCUUGGGUCCACCUAGAAAUUGUGUCCAUAAAAAUUAUGAACAGAAUCAGUGACAAAGAGCAGCCCUGGUGAAGUUUAAAACCCUCUGAGUUUAUUGAUUCUCACCUCAGUUGCAAAGCUAAAUAACCCAAUUCUCCAGAAGCACUUCCAACAAGAUGCCUGUUGAAUAUCCUUAAGGAAAUACAUUUCCAGCAUUCCACGUCCAGGAUAAAAACUGCAAUGCUCCUCCUGAAUCUGAUGUUAGACUAACGAAUGAGCUGUUCUAUCCAGUACCCUGGCAGUGACUUUCCCAGGAAGACUGAGCAGUGUGAUCCCCCCCAUUACUGGAGUACAUCCUCCAGUCCCCUUAAAGAUUAGAACCACCAUCCCAUACUACCAAUACAGAGGCCCCACCCCAGAUCUCCACCCCACCCAACUAUAUCCUCAGUUAAAUUCAACCACACCCCACCUACUCUAUACAUUGUGUAGUGCACGACUUUCCCCUUCUGAGUCAGCUGACAGUUUGCUGGAAUUGCUUAGAGACUGAUUGAAAGUCUGGUUCCAUGAACUCGCCAAACUCUUCCCACACCUGAGUUCUGCUUGGUCUGGGGGUACCCAUCAACUGACUCUGGAUUCCCACAGGCUAAACAAGCCUAAUAAGACUCCUCCUUCAGUUUAAUGGUUUCCUUCACCUCCAGUGUCCACUAUCUGAUUUGGGGAUUACCACCAUAACAAGCAACAAUCACUGUGCUGCCACAGCUCUGUGCAGCCGCACAGAGUUCUAAUGGAGGUGGGAAUUGAAGAUCUUGCAGACUGUGUACUGUGGAUGAGUGGAUGCUAACUAUACGUUUGGGCAUGCAGGUUUGCAGUAACAGGGAGUGCAACAGUUUAGAGAUACAAAUAAGCUUUUCAGCAACUGACAUAGUUUCUGUUUUAAUUAUGAGGCCCUAAAGAGGUCAGUGGAUUUUAUAACAAGGUAGUAAAACAUGCAGUUUACAUUAAAUCAUGUCAGUAAAGUAUAUUUUGAUGUGAUUCUGUGAGUUCCAUUUCUGAUAUAAGAUGUCUGUGAGCCUCACUUAUAAUUAAAUGUUACUCCUUUUGCACACUUACAAAUACUUGUUGUACUUUAAGCUGACUUCAGUCAAUGAUAAAUAUAUUUUGUACACUGCUCUGCUUUUAAUAAUCCUACCUGAACUAUUAAUUCUAAACAUUUUAACAGUAGUGAGGGAAUAAACAAAACAUACUUCAUUAACUACUCAUCUGCCUUUCUCAGUACUACACAAAUAAAAAACUGGACUUCUAGUCAAUAAAUAAGCCAACACAGCACAAUGUAUAAAUAAAAACACAAUUACAGUGAGUUAAAAGGAGUGAGCAGAAGUAAAAUUAUUAAACAGUCAGGAUCUAAAAUCAGAGCCCUAAAAGCCAAUAAAAGAAUUCUAGAUGAAAAAUUGAGAGGUGGAGAAAAACAAAAAGGAGAAAGAGGCUGAAGUAGAAGUUGAAGACAUUGUAGAGCAGAGCAGUGGGCUCAGGGUGUGGUGCCAGGGGAGGCUGACCAGAACAGCUGAUCUCCAUCAUCUAAUCAUGCCUCACUUGUAUGAAUAGGAUGCUGGGAUCUGACCGGGAGAUCUGUGUUGAGCAGCAGAAGGCAGCAGAAAAGCAAUGCAGAACAAACAUAAAGAUCAGAGCGCUGUAUGUAUCACCCCUUUAUGUGUUACAAAAUAAGCUGAAGAAGACAAAGACACAGAAGCUGGAGCUGAGGAAGAAAUCUUUGUGUUCUGUUCUGAUUUUGUUUUUAUAUGUUCAGGAUACUCACAUUACUGAUUAGUGAUAUUAGUGCUUUAUUAAUGUACUACCAUUAGUAUGUUUGUUAGUCUUGUAUUUUAGGUUAUUAGUGUCGCCUUGUAACUUGUUGUGUUUAGAGCCUCCUCUUUGUCUUUCGCUACGUCCACACGUAGAUGGGUAUUUUUGAAAACUGAGAUUUUCUGUUUUUGUUAAAAAAUAAAAAAAUCCUGUCCACACGUGCAGUUUUGGAAAAAUAUCUCCGUCCACAUGUAAAUGCAAAGAAACAAAGUCAAGCACU